AUGACAUCUGUAGAAUACGCUGGGAUUGGGAGAUUGGUUGAUAUCACCUGGGUUCAACAUUGUCUUGCAAAUGAUGAUGGCAAGCCAGUCCAACUCUUCACCGCUAUCACAAAGGCUCCCACGCUCAAUGUUGUGGGUCUAGUUGACGAGACGCUAGGAGACGAAUAUUCCUGUGAAUUGUGGGCAUCUGCACCUGCUAUUCUCCCACUGCAGCCGCCAGAAGGCUACGACAAAGUGAUAUGUCAUGACCCAACUUCAGAAGUUGCCAUAGAGGAUUGGGCACCUGAGGUGCUGAAAGAAUGGGGAAUGUUUUUUCAAAAGGGUCUGAUCAAUGCCGAAGAAAUAAAGGAAAUGCGAUCGUAUGUAGACGAGGAAAUUAGCAAAACGGAAGACCUCAUGAAAGAACAUCAUCCGGAAAUAGAAAUCGGUAAGGACACAUUCCAUUUCAAGGAGAUUGCGUCUAGAGGUAACGGAAGAUUUGAUCUUUUGCUACAGUCGGAAUCGGCAAAGGAAUUUGUAGAACAAAAAAUAAGGAGUCAAGUGACGACCCUUUUGGAGAAAACUCUUGGCACUGACAGUGAAUUAGAUUUUGACGUAUCGGUAAUUUAUUCAAAACCUGGUUCUCAAAACCAAGGAUGGCACUGUGAUGGAGAGCAUCAAAAAGGAGCAAAAGACUCUGAAUGGGAACCUGAUGGAUGGAAGACUAUAUUGGCGGAAACAUAUGCGCUGUGUCUCUUCAUCCCCCUAGUUGACAUCAACGAGGAGACCGGAUAUACGCAAUACUGGCCAGGCUCCCACCGAAACAGGAGUCUAGUCGGAUUUGGGCCUGUCGCUGAGAUUGCGCAAUCGACGUGGAAUGGAAAGUGUUCCGCAGGAGACGCUAUGUGGUAUGACUACCGCCUUUUUCAUCGUGGUACGGCGAAUACAUCAUCACUUCUUCGGCCUAUUGUCCAGGUUCUUUUCAAGAAGAAGUGGUACGUUGAAAGAGCAAACUACGGCGAAGACAGCAUCACGUAUAAGGAGGAAGAGGAGACUGAACCCGAUACCGAACCAGACGCCGAGCACUCCGAGGACGCUAACAAGGAACACUGA
This is a messenger RNA of Cylindrotheca closterium, 1092 nucleotides long. The record is from the annotation of a GenBank genome assembly. NCBI's taxonomy places the organism in Eukaryota, Bacillariophyta, Bacillariophyceae, Bacillariales, Bacillariaceae.